UCAACUAUCCCCCUCACUCACUCGCACUCGCAUCUCACGCUCCACAACGUCUGCAAUCAGCGCGCACCUAGCUCAAAUCUCAGCUUUGCAACACUGUAUACAUGCUGGACGCAAAUACCUAGUUACAGAUUGCCUCGAUCUUCCACGUCCACUGCUUUGGCACUUGCUGCAGCUGUCAAUCGCAGCGCUCGCAGUCUUCCGUUAGAGCUCCAAACGUUUUGCUCGCGCAGCUAAACGCUCGGUUCGCGAGAUGUCGCCGCGGCUGUUGUGGACCAUUUAAGUUCUUUGCUUUCUUUUACAACAUUUUUGGUUUAUUUCUUUUUCUGAUUCAAUUUCUAUAAUUUUUCCGUGAGUGUGAAAGCGAGAAUUUUCGGUUCGAGGGAUAUUUUAUUUUUAAAAAUUCAAAAAUAAUUUCCACAGUUAAAUCCGUUAAAAACUCCGACGCCACAUCUAACUUAUCAAUAAUUGUAUCGAUGUACCUUGUUUGUGAUAAAUUUUAAGUGUGUUUUUCGUCUAUAAUAAUAAUAUUUAAUCCUCGUGUAAUAUAACUCUGCCGAUCUACAAAAGACUAAUUACACCAGAAGCCGUGAAAUGGAUUACAUAGAACUGAUGUAAAUGGAAAAUGACCCCAAAACGGCAACUGAUGUUAUUACUGCUGUAUUUGCGCUGCUGGUACAAAAACAAAUAGAACGACAACACACAAGCUGAACAGCAACAACAACAACACGAAGUCAACGCAUACACAACCAACCAAUGGAAUGAAAUUAUGAAUUUCAACAAAUGUAAUAAAAUCCAAUAAAUACCCGUAAAGUAUAUGCUUAUGUCAUGUGUGGGUGCCACCAACGAAUUGAGCUCGUAAACAGCGAAUUAAAGUGCAAAACUGGGCACUGGAGCGCAUAGAUUUGCUUGCAAACGCAAAAGUGUAGCAUAACUUUAGGCGCAUAAAUGAAUUGCCGUGAUAUGAACGCGCGCAGCAGAUAAGCGUAUUAGUGUGCGAAAAGGUGACGGUGGAAAAAUAAGUUGUAACGGUAAAUACGAGUGGUGGGUGUGAGAAAUUUUGGGCGUCGGCUGUGGACCACCCAUGAAGCGGUAAUCAACUUUCCGUGAAAUCUAACGGCGACCAACCACGAGUGUACAAAAACAAUAACUAAGCAUUACAAAUAACAACAAAAACAACAACACAGCCAGCAGUGAAAAGUGCAACGCACAGCAGCUAAAGUAAAAGCAAUAACAAUAACACCAACAACAUGAAGGGCUUAGCAGCAUUUAAGGAGAAGGCUACGGGUGCUUUCAGUGGCAUCAAACCGAAUAUGGAAAAAUUUGAAAUCUCCAAAGGCUAUCAUGGCGGCCACGGCGGUUACGAAGAAAUGGAAGAUGGCGAUAAGAUUGGCGAUGGUCCCGGCGGCGGCAUACCAUAUGACGAUGAUAGACCCGAUUCGCCAGCCUCUUUCGAGGAGAUCGAACGCCCGCCAUUACGUAAAAUCGAUAAGUACUGUAAAGCCGAGUGUCCUUGUUUGCCGGCGCGUUUCACGAUUGCCGUGAUGGCUUGUAUCGGUUUUAUGAUAUCGUUUGGCAUGCGUUGUAAUAUGUCGGCGGCAAAACUGAAAGGAGAACAAAAUCAUACAAAAUUCAUGAAUUGGAGUGUCGCUGUGGAGAGUCAUGUGGAUUCAUCGUUCUUCUGGGGCUAUUUGGUCACACAAAUACCGGGUGGUUUCAUAGCAUCGAGAUUUCCGGCUAAUAAAAUCUUCGGCUUAUCAAUUGUAUGCUCGGCAACGUUGCAUUUAUUGGUGCCUGUGGUGAUGGCCGUGUGUCAUGGUUAUGUGUUGAUAGGUGUGCGUGUAACACAGGGGCUAUUCGAGGGUGUCACCUAUCCAGCUUGUCAUGGUAUCUGGCGUUUUUGGGCGCCACCCAUGGAGCGUUCACGUCUGGCCACAUUAGCAUUCAGCGGCUCAUAUGCGGGCGUUGUGGUCGGUCUGCCGCUGUCCGGUCUGCUCGCCGAUGCGAUUAGCUAUCAGGCGCCCUUCUAUGCUUACGGCAUGUUCGGCAUAACAUGGUACCUCUUUUGGUUGUGGCUCUGCUUUGAGAAUCCCCGCAAACAUCCUGCCAUCAGCAUACCGGAAUUGAAAUAUAUCGAGAAAUCGCUGGGCGAGACCUCUUUGCAGCCGACAAUGCCGUCGUUGAGCACCACACCGUGGCGUGAAAUGGCGCGAUCCAUGCCCGUCUACGCUAUUAUUGUGGCGAACUUUUGUCGCUCGUGGAAUUUCUAUCUGCUUGUGCUCUUCCAGUCGUCCUUCCUCAAGCAUAAGUUCGGUUUUAAAGUGGAGGAGGCGGGUUUCAUCGGUUCGUUGCCACAUUUGAUUAUGACCACGAUUGUGCCAUUCGGUGGCAUGUUGGCCGAUCAUUUGCGUAAGAAUGGCAUUAUGUCGACCACGAAUGUGCGUAAGCUCUUCAAUUGUGGCGGUUUCGGUAUGGAGGGUUUGUUCUUUCUCUUCGUUGCGCACUCCGAUACGGCGACCGGCGCCAUGUUUGCGCUGACUUGUGGCGUUGCCUUCAGUGGGUUCGCCAUUUCCGGUUAUAAUGUCAAUCAUCUGGAUAUUGCACCACGCUACGCUAGUAUUUUGAUGGGUCUCUCAAACGGUAUUGGUACCUUGGCUGGUAUAAUUGUGCCCUACGCGCUGGAUAGCUUGAUUGAUGAAGAUCCCCACGGCUGUUGGACCACCGUCUUCACGCUCGCCGCAUGCGUUCAUUUAGUCGGUUGCACUUUCUAUGGCAUCUUCGCUUCCGGCGAACUACAACCCUGGGCCGAGCCACCGCACGAAGAGAAACAGGUGUGGGCACCACCAAUGGGCGCAAUUGCCGAAGAUCCCAGUCAAGGCGGGUACACCAAGGAGACGUCCUUUGGCGUCACACCGCAAUACACCGAACAGAGUCAAAUGCAACAACCGAAUGCCAUCAAUUAUGGUGCGACCGGUCACGUGGCCAAUAAUCCCUUCGCCGCCAUAUCGGGUGGCACUAUACCCGAGGAGAGUGUUAUGCCCGACCAGACAGCUGAUGCUAGCGCAUAUGGCGCGUAUGACUACACGCAACAACCACAACAACAACAAAUGCCCGGUUAUGAACAGCAAUAUCCACAACUACCGCCAUACCAGCAACCAAAUUAUCAACAACCCUAUCAAACACAGUAGGCUGGAUGAGGAUGAGCAUGGCAUGGUAAAUAUGAAAAUUAAUAAAGUUAUUGAGAUUUCGAAAAUUCGAAUAUACAAAAUAUUAAUACAAACAAAGUGAAGAAACUGGAAAAUCAAAAAAAAAAUAAAAUCUGGAACAUAUAAAAAUUCAUAAAUUAUAGCAGAAAUAAUCCCCAAAGAACUUCGCAAAUCAAAACGAAAUUAGCUUUUAACUUGUUUUUGUUGUUUAUACAUACCUGUAUAUAUGUAUGUAUAUAAACUAUAUCUUGAUUUUGUUCGAAACACUUUACAAAUUACUGGAACCAAAGUACGAAUCAAAGCAAAAAAUGUGUAUCAAAUGCCAUACAGCUAUAACUAUUACAACAACAAUAAGUAUAAUAUUAACUAUAACAGUGCUAAGAAUAAGUAUGCAGACAUAAAGUUUAAAUUCUAUUGUAGCGAGUGAAAUUAGUAUGAAAAUUAUAUUUAAUAGACAAAUAUUUAAUUAUUAUAUGCACAAAACGAACCUAUGCACGCCACUCAAGGAAAAAUUUUGAAUUAAAAAAAUAUUUAAAAAAUUAAUAAUUAAAAAAUUUUUCUUUAAUUAUUAGUUUCCAAUUUUUUUUUUAGGUAAAAAGUUAUUCACUUGAAAUAAGUUGGUCUUAAUUGAAAAAUUUCAGUUUUUGAAAAU
This is a messenger RNA of Zeugodacus cucurbitae (melon fly), 3855 nucleotides long. It is a transcript of the gene VGlut, whose product is annotated as vesicular glutamate transporter 1. The transcript has 9 exons. The record is from RefSeq and is a predicted model, not a curated record. Lineage: Eukaryota; Metazoa; Arthropoda; Insecta; Diptera; Tephritidae. Gene Ontology annotation, cellular component: synaptic vesicle membrane; excitatory synapse. The coding region runs from base 1248 to 3185 and encodes 645 amino acids. Gene Ontology annotation, biological process: regulation of synapse structure or activity; monoatomic anion transport; synaptic transmission, glutamatergic. Gene Ontology annotation, molecular function: neurotransmitter transmembrane transporter activity; L-glutamate transmembrane transporter activity.